Molecule: messenger RNA, 2206 nt
Organism: Oryza sativa Japonica Group (Japanese rice)
Lineage: Eukaryota; Viridiplantae; Streptophyta; Magnoliopsida; Poales; Poaceae
Product: protein neprosin
Source: RefSeq, a predicted model, not a curated record
GCAAGGCAGUAGCAGUAGCAAUCCAUUGCCAUGGCCGGCCACUUGGGGUUGGGCAGGGUGCCCCUUUCCCAAAAGCCACUCCUCUCAAUUCUCAAGUAGUAGUAAAUUAUAAUAAUUGUUCUUGUAUCUCACUCACUCACUCACUCAAUUGCCUCAUGCUGCAAAGCCUCAUGCUUUGUCGGCCCGGCCCCCCUAGCUUAAGCUUAGCUUAGCUUGCUAGUUAACUCUCUCAUCAUCUUGAUUUCGAUCUCUCUCUCCUGAUUAGCCAUGAGCAAGAUGAUGAUCACCAGCUGGUGCUAGCUAGUGCUAGUGCCAGUGUCCAGUGGUGGUAUAUAGCUGCUGCCGUUGUGAGUCUUAGCUUCGCCUUGGUCGCCGAGACCUUUGCUUAGACGGCGGUUUUCCCAGCUACCUCACUCCAGAUUGGUUGCUUGCUUGCUUUCUGCGUCGUCGUCUGCGUCUUCUUCUUCAUUGGGCGAAGCAGAGAUUGCUACAAGAAGAAGCACUCAGAGUGUCAGUGAGUGUGUACUCCGAGCUCGAGGGAGGGAGCCUGCCGAUCGAUGUAUUCAUCUUGGCGCGGGAGCGGCAUCGUCAGCGAGAGGAGGAGGAAGAAGAAGCUCCACUGCUGCUGAUGGCGUCAUCAGCUGCCUCGUCGCUGCUUGUGGCGGUGGUGGUGCUGGUUCUUGUUGCUGCUGCGGAGGCGGCGGCGGCGAACGAGACGUCGUCGUCGGCGACGGCGGCGCUGCGGGCGGGGCGGGAGCUGCGGAGGUACAGGAGGGUGCAGGCGCUGCUGCGGCGGGUGAACAAGCCGGCGGUGCGGACGAUCGAGAGCCCCGACGGCGACCUCAUCGACUGCGUGGCGGCGCACCUGCAGCCGGCGUUCGACCACCCGAGGCUGCGCGGGCAGAGGCCGCUGCGGGGCCCGCCGGAGAGGCCGAGGGGGUGGCGGCCGCGGCCGGGGCCGAACGACACGGCGGCGGGCGACGCCGGCGUCCAGCUGUGGGCGUCGUCCGCCGGCGGCGCGUCGUGCCCGGAGGGGUCGGUGCCCAUCAGGCGCACCACGGAGGCCGACGUCCUCCGCGCCAGCUCCGUCAGGAGGUUCGGCCGCGCGCCCACGGCGAGGGUUCGCCGCGACUCCGUCUCCGGCGGCCACGAGCACGCGGUGGGGUAUGUGGCCGGGGAGGAGUACUACGGGGCGAAGGCGAGCAUCAACGUGUGGGCGCCCAAGGUGAGCACGCCGGAGGAGUUCAGCCUCUCGCAGAUCUGGGUCAUCGCCGGCUCUUUCGGCAACGACCUCAACACCAUCGAGGCCGGCUGGCAGGUGAGCCCCCAGCUGUACGGGGACAACUCUCCCAGGUUCUUCACCUACUGGACGACGGACGCGUACCAGACGACGGGGUGCUACAACCUGCUCUGCUCGGGGUUCGUCCAGACGAACAGCAGGAUCGCAAUGGGGGCGGCCAUCUCGCCGACGUCCGGCUACAAGGGCGGCCAGUUCGACAUCAGCUUGCUCGUCUGGAAGGAUCCGAACCACGGGAACUGGUGGCUGGAGUUCGGGAAUGGGGAGCUGGUGGGGUACUGGCCGUCGUUCCUGUUCAGCCACCUGGCGUCGCACGCGAGCAUGGUGCAGUUCGGCGGCGAGGUGGUGAACACGAGGGCCGACGGCGGCGCGCACACGGCGACGCAGAUGGGGAGCGGGCACUUCGCCGGCGAGGGGUUCGGCGGCGCCUCCUACUUCCGCAACCUGGAGGUGGUGGACUGGGACAACAGCCUUGUCCCCCUCGCCGCCGGCUUCCACGUCACCGCCGACCACCCCGACUGCUACGACAUCCAGGGCGGCGUCAACGCCGUCUGGGGCAACUACUUCUACUACGGCGGCCCCGGCAAGAACGUCAAGUGCACCUAGCCAUGCUGAUAGAUUUCUUCUUCUUCUUCAAUUCUUCUUCUUUUUUUUAAAAAAAAUAUGGAUCUGGUGGUCUUUUUUUUUUUUUAGUUUUUACCAAAGGUUGGUUUCUCAAAAGGGAGAAUGGUGGUUUCUUUUUUGAUUUUUGAUGAUGAUCUGAAAUGUUGAGGUGAUGAGGUGCCGAUUGAGGCCAAAGGAUGUAAGGCUAGCAAAGGUUGAUCAGCUAGUUUGUGGGUUGUACAAGUGUUGUAGUCCUCAACAAUGUAGUCAAAUUGGUAGUAUAUACAAGCAUUGUCAAUUUUAUAA